AUGUUGCCACCAAGCUUCAACGCCCAUGACGGCUUCCUCGUGCCCGGGAGCUACGACAUUGCCAACCUGCUCUCUGGGAGGUCGCUCAAGGCGCGGCCGAACGACGUCUUUGUCUGCUCGUACCCGGACUGCGGCAACGACUACGUCCUCCGGAUCGUCUACGGCAUCUUGCACAACGACGUGGCGCCGAUACCGCCGCCCGAGACCGUCGUGCCGCACCUCGAGCGCGUGGGCAAGGAGGCCGCCGAGCGCAUGACGGCCAAGGACCACGCGCGCCUCUUCAAGACGCACCUUCCGAGCAAGUGGACGCCGGCGCACGAUGCGGCCAAGUACAUUUGCGUGGGGCGAAAUCCCAAAGACACGUCAGUGGCCCACUAUUACCGCACGCGCGAGUACGUCGAGGGCUACCACUACGAGAACGGGCAGUGGGACGACUACUUUGAGCUCUUCCUCGCGGGCCAGGUGGACUUUGGCGACUACUUUGACUUUUUCGUGCCCUGGUUCCAGCGCAAGGACGAAGACAACGUGCUCUUCCUGACGUACGAGUACCUCGCGGACGAGACGCGCGACGCGAUCCUGCGCAUUGCGCGCUUCCUCGGCGACGACUACGAAGACCGGCUCUUGGAGCACCGCGAGGAGCGUCUCCACGUCAUUGUCGACGCGCUCGAGAACGUCAAGGCGCCGCUGAUCCAGCUCGGCGACUGGAAAACGCUCUACUCGGCCGACCAGAGCGAGCGCAUGCUGCACAAGUUCCAUGAGAAGACCAGAGGCACGGGCGCCCAGCACAUGUGGGCCGACCUCAUGUAA
Messenger RNA from Saprolegnia parasitica CBS 223.65, 807 nucleotides. RefSeq lists its product as hypothetical. Gene Ontology annotation, molecular function: sulfotransferase activity. The transcript has 2 exons. Bases 1 to 807 code for a protein of 268 amino acids. Gene Ontology annotation, cellular component: cytoplasm. Gene Ontology annotation, biological process: sulfation. Lineage: Eukaryota; Oomycota; Saprolegniomycetes; Saprolegniales; Saprolegniaceae. The record is from RefSeq and is a predicted model, not a curated record.